ACUGACAAACUUCCGCCCAAUUUGCUGGCCCUGUUCCAGCCGAGGCCUCCAGUCCGAUAUCUCGCUCCGGUUGACAUCGCGCCCGAGAAGCGUAUUACCCCUCGUCUUUCUGGAGUCGCGAAGUAUGCGGCGAUGCUCAAUGAUCAUGUCGCUGACUAUACGCCGACGGAAAGUAUCGCCGAGAGGCAGGAAAGACUGAAGGCGGAGAAGAAAGCUAAGCAUGAGCAAGAUCUGAAGGAGGCUUUAGAGAAGUGGGACCCAAGCUCAGAUAGCCAAGCCCGUGGUGAUCCAUACCGAACUCUCUUCGUCUCCCGCGUUCACUACGAAGCAACUGAAGAAGACGUCGACCGCGAAUUCAGCAAAUUCGGACCCAUCGAGCGUAUCCGCAUCGUGAAAAACACCGAGACCGGUAAACCCACAGGCUACGCUUUCAUCGUCUACGAACGCGAAAAGGACAUGAAAACCGCAUAUAAGGAGUGUGAUGGCUUGAGAAUCCGGGAUCGGAGGGUUGUUGUGGAUGUUGAGCGUGGGAGGACUGUGAAGGGAUGGAAGCCGAGGAGAUUGGGUGGUGGGUUGGGUGGG
Molecule: messenger RNA, 582 nt
Organism: Saitoella complicata NRRL Y-17804
Lineage: Eukaryota; Fungi; Ascomycota; Saitoellomycetes; Saitoellales; Saitoellaceae
Product: RNA-binding domain-containing protein
Exons: 2
Biological process (GO): mRNA splicing, via spliceosome
Cellular component (GO): U1 snRNP; precatalytic spliceosome; U2-type prespliceosome
Molecular function (GO): mRNA binding; U1 snRNA binding
Source: RefSeq, a predicted model, not a curated record